Messenger RNA from Hymenoscyphus albidus, 2822 nucleotides. The record is from the annotation of a GenBank genome assembly. Lineage: Eukaryota; Fungi; Ascomycota; Leotiomycetes; Helotiales; Helotiaceae.
GUUAUUAAUUUCUGGAUGAAUGAUUGGAGGGGUAAAUGUUGUUUAACCGUGCGACUCGUGGGAAUCACCAAGGGGGGUGAACAACCCCUGUUACUUUCGACCUCACCAAAUUUAAAGUGUGCAGUACAUGUACCAGCAUCUUACCGGUAUUUUGAGCAUACAUAUCACCUUGCGCAUCUGCACCAGCUUUCUUGUUGGACUCUGUUCUGUUUCUGAUACUACGUGAGUAUUCGAAAAGGUUACGAAACCUGUCGGAUAUUGAGAGAUUGACAUUCGAGUGCCCACGGAGAACUCUAUCAAUAUGGGGUUGCUACAGAGAGUUGUUAAGAAUGAUGCUAUGAAAUCGUGAGUAUUUGUAUCCUGAGAAAUAACACCUGGGAUGAUACUAACUGCUUUGUGCCAGUGAUCCACCUCAAAUCUACGGUACACACCAAUGCCAAUUUGCAAAUGAGAGUGGAGGCUUACGAAUAAACAGGAUGGAAGGUCUUUUUCUUAUCAGCAAGUGCUUGUUUUGGUGGCAUGCUAUUUGGGUGGGGUAUGUUGGGUCACACAGAUUCACUGAAAGUUGGGAAUAGCAUUCUAAAAUUCCGCAGAUAUUGGUUCUAUUGGAGGUAUCCUGGUUAUGAAAUCAUUUGCAAAGUAAGAUUACGUUCUCAGAUUUUCGGACUUGCAUUAUACUAAUGAUGUGGCAGAGCUUUUAAGAUUGAUGGCUUGGAUUCGCAUCAGACAGCCACCUUGACGAGUAAUAGUGCGUCUUCCUUCAGAAUACAUAUCUUGGAGUCAAAGCUAAUACUUGCUAGUUGUCAGUGUACUUCAGGCUGGUUGUUUCUUUGGAAGUUUAUUCGCAUAUUGGUUUGCUGAUAAAUUUGGACGAAAGGUACUCUUUCUGGGUCUUGUAAAUUUGUCGAGCUAAUUUACUAUUGUAGCCGUCAUUGCUCAUCUCUUCUGGCACUACAAUUGUUGGCAUAAUCAUCCAAACUGCUUCUAGCGGACAUAUCUCGGCACUUUACGUGGGACGUGUAGUUGCUGGAGUAGGUGUUGGAGCUGCCAGUAUGCUUACGCCUCUCUAUGUUAGCGAGAAUGCGCCACGAGCGAUUAGGGGUGGAUUGACUGGUAUUUACCAAUUGUUUAUUGUGACUGGAGUUAUGCUCAGUUUCUGGGUCAACUAUGUACGGAUAUAUUUCUCAGGUCCAUGGAUUCUUUCUUCAGAUGAUGCUAAUCCCGUUUCAGGGUACUUCUACUACGCUCAAAGGAAACGCACAAUGGCAAGUCCCUCUGGCGCUACAAGGCCUGCCAGCUGUGGCUCUCUUUCUUGGGAUCGCACUCUGCAACGAAUCGCCUAGAUGGCUGGCACGAGACGAUAAUUGGGAGAAGGCCACUACCGUCCUAGCUAGACUCCGAAAGUAAGUUUCAACAACCUGAGUCCUUUGAAUCAAGCUGACUUUUCUCCAUUAGCUUACCUACCGAUCACUCCUAUAUCCAAAUGGAACUAGACGAGAUGCGAGAACAACUCGAGAAUGAGAGACUUUUGAUCGGCGGUGCUGGAUUCUGGGAUCUACAAAAGGAAAUGUGGCUAAUCAAGGGAAAUCGUAAUCGCGCUCUUGUCUCAAUCGGUCUGAUGAUUUGUCAACAGAUGACUGGAACGUGAGUGUUCCUCCACAAUACCCCCUUUCAACCCUCGGCUAAUUAUAUCCAGCAACGCCAUCAACUACUACGCCCCACAGAUAUUCGCCAAUCUUGGUAUUCGAGUAAGCUUUCUAUCAACAGAUAUUUUCACAAUGAAUACCACUAACAUCGUCUAGAAAGAACAACAAGGUCUAUUCGCAACUGGAAUCUACGGCGUCGUAAAAAUGGUAACCUGCGCAAUCUUCCUCCUCGUGGCAGCCGACUCUCUCGGCCGUCGUCGCUCCCUCCUUUGGACUUCUAUCGCACAAGGUCUCGCCAUGUUCGUGAUAGGGUUCUAUGUUCGCUUCUCACCACCCUUAAAAGACCAACCGAUUCCACCAGUCGGUUACUUUGCAUUAACAUGUAUCUUCCUCUUCGCAGCGUUCUUCCAAUUCGGCUGGGGACCAUGUUGCUGGAUCAUCGUGUCGGAAAUCCCCUCCGCAAGAUUACGCGCUAUGAAUGUCGCGAUUGCAGCUGCGACGCAGUGGUUAUUCAAUUUCGUGGUUGCGCAAGCCGUGCCACAUAUGUUGGACACAGUUGGUGCGCACGGGUACGGGACAUAUUUCAUCUUCGGGAGCUUCUGUUUGUCCAUGUUCUUCUUUGUAUGGUUUUUGAUCCCCGAGACGAAGGGUUUGAGUUUAGAGAAGUGAGUACCGCCUUUAUCAUCCCAAGUCUGAGAUCGUGGGUCGUUGCUAAUAUGGAAUAGGAUGGAUGACCUGUUUGGUGUUACGGAACUUGCAGAGAAGAUAAUCGCUGGUGAUGAGGAGGCACAUCAUGAGAUUCAUGAGAGUACCGCUACAGUUCCACGUCAUGAUGAUAUGGCGAAGCCUACCACUAUCCAUGUUGAAGAUGAUAUUGUGACGAAGGCAAAGUAAUGAGUUGACAGAGGAAGCGGAUGUAGCGUCUGGUGUACUUCAGUGGUUAAUAUUGCUCUGAGGGCGAAAGACUUGUAGACGGUUUAAGUAAUUCGCUGGAAUUUCACUUCUCCGCAUGCUUGCUCGUGGGAAACUCUGCUUAGUCUAAUCAAGUUAUUUCCUUCUGAACAAUCUGUUUCAAUCCAUCUGGAACUGUUGUUGUACCAAAUGCAUCUCCUGGUAAUCGAUAUCUAGAUAGCGAUGUUCACGAUUUCUGGAGAAAUAUUACUGUCCACAAGGAAC